Messenger RNA from Prionailurus viverrinus (fishing cat), 12871 nucleotides. RefSeq names its product diacylglycerol kinase iota (gene DGKI). Lineage: Eukaryota; Metazoa; Chordata; Mammalia; Carnivora; Felidae. The transcript has 34 exons. Gene Ontology annotation, biological process: lipid phosphorylation; diacylglycerol metabolic process; intracellular signal transduction. Gene Ontology annotation, cellular component: nucleus. The record is from RefSeq and is a predicted model, not a curated record. Gene Ontology annotation, molecular function: ATP-dependent diacylglycerol kinase activity; protein binding. The coding region runs from base 1 to 3264 and encodes 1087 amino acids.
AUGGAUGCUGCGGGAAGGGGCUGCCAUUUGCUGCCCCUGCCAGCGGCGCGCGGACCUGCUCGCUCUCCUGCGGUGGCGGCCGCCGCCCGCGCCGUCAGCCGGCCCGGCCUCUGCAGCGCCGCCGCCUCGGCUCCCUCCGCGGCCGCCGGAGAGGUCGCCAUGAACCCCAGCUCCUCGGCGGGAGAGGAGAAGGGGGCGACGGGCGGCAGCGGCGGCGGCGGAAGCGGCGCCGGGAGUUGCUGCCUGGGCGCGGAGGGCGGCGCGGACCCGCGGGGCGCGGGGGCAGCGGCGGCGGCGGCGGCGGCGGCGGCGGCGGCGGCGGGGGCCGCUGCCCUGGAGGAGCCCGCGGCCGCCGGCGCGAAGGAGAAGGACGAGGCGCUGGAGGAGAAGCUCAGGAACUUAACUUUCCGGAAGCAGGUCUCUUACAGGAAAGCAAUCUCCCGGGCAGGCCUGCAGCACCUGGCUCCUGCACAUCCCCUCAGCCUUCCUGUGGCAAAUGGUCCAGCGAAGGAGCCCAGAGCGACUCUGGACUGGAGUGAGAAUGCCGUGAAUGGAGAGCACCUGUGGCUGGAGACCAACGUCUCAGGAGACCUGUGUUACCUGGGAGAGGAGAACUGCCAAGUCAGAUUUGCAAAAUCGGCCCUCAGGAGGAAGUGUGCGGUCUGUAAAAUCGUCGUCCACACCGCCUGCAUUGAACAGCUAGAAAAGAUUAAUUUCAGAUGUAAACCAACGUUUCGAGAAGGGGGCUCAAGAUCGCCAAGAGAAAACUUUGUGCGUCAUCACUGGGUGCACAGGCGUCGGCAGGAGGGAAAAUGUAAGCAGUGUGGUAAGGGCUUCCAGCAAAAGUUCUCCUUCCACAGUAAAGAGAUUGUGGCUAUCAGCUGUUCCUGGUGCAAACAGGCGUUUCACAAUAAGGUGACCUGCUUCAUGCUGCAUCACAUUGAAGAACCCUGCUCCCUGGGGGCUCAUGCUGCUGUCAUUGUCCCGCCCACCUGGAUCAUUAAGGUGAAGAAACCUCAGAACUCGCUGAAGGCUUCAAAUCGGAAGAAGAAGAGAACAAGCUUUAAAAGAAAAGCCAGUAAAAGAGGAACUGAACAGGAAAACAAAGGUCGACCUUUUGUGAUAAAACCUAUCUCUUCUCCACUCAUGAAGCCCUUGCUUGUGUUUGUGAACCCCAAGAGCGGAGGCAACCAGGGAACCAAAGUCCUGCAGAUGUUCAUGUGGUACCUGAAUCCACGACAGGUCUUUGAUCUAUCUCAGGAAGGGCCAAAAGAUGCGCUUGAGUUGUAUAGGAAGGUACCAAAUCUACGAAUUCUGGCCUGUGGCGGGGAUGGAACGGUGGGCUGGAUCCUUUCUAUUCUGGAUGAACUGCAGCUGAGCCCUCAGCCUCCUGUCGGGGUCCUUCCACUGGGAACUGGGAACGACCUGGCUCGAACUCUCAACUGGGGAGGGGGCUACACUGAUGAACCUGUUUCGAAGAUCCUUUGCCAAGUCGAAGAUGGGACAAUUGUACAGCUGGAUCGCUGGAAUCUCCACGUGGAAAGAAACCCAGACUUGCCUCCAGAAGAACUUGAAGAUGGUGUGUGUAAGCUUCCUCUGAAUGUUUUCAAUAAUUACUUCAGCCUUGGAUUUGAUGCCCACGUCACACUGGAGUUCCAUGAAUCCAGAGAAGCAAAUCCAGAGAAAUUCAACAGUCGUUUUCGAAAUAAAAUGUUCUAUGCAGGGGCAGCUUUUUCUGAUUUCCUACAGAGAAGCUCUAGAGAUCUUUCCAAACAUGUUAAAGUUGUUUGUGAUGGAACAGAUCUCACUCCAAAGAUUCAGGAACUGAAGUUCCAGUGUAUAGUAUUUUUAAAUAUACCCAGAUAUUGUGCUGGCACAAUGCCCUGGGGGAACCCAGGAGAUCACCAUGAUUUUGAACCUCAGCGUCAUGAUGAUGGUUAUAUUGAAGUAAUUGGAUUCACUAUGGCCUCUUUGGCUGCCCUGCAAGUUGGGGGCCAUGGGGAAAGGCUACACCAGUGUCGGGAGGUCGUGCUGCUCACUUACAAACCCAUCCCCAUGCAAGUGGAUGGGGAGCCCUGUAGGUUGGCCCCAGCUAUGAUUCGGAUCUCCUUGAGGAAUCAAGCCAACAUGGUGCAGAAGAGCAAGAGGAGAACAUCCAUGCCUUUACUCAAUGAUAUCCAUCAGGUGCCAGCUGCCGACCUGCGGAGAGUAUCUGCUCCCCCUGGCUCCUUCACCACUCCCCAAUCUGUCCCAGACCGCCUGAGGAUCCGGGUGAACAAAAUCAGUUUACAAGACUAUGAAGGAUUCCACUAUGACAAAGAGAAACUUCGGGAAGCUUCUAUCCCUCUGGGUAUUCUAGUUGUGCGUGGAGACUGUGACUUGGAGACUUGCCGUAUGUACAUAGAUCGCCUACAGGAGGACCUGCAGUCAGUUUCUUCUGGCUCCCAGAGAGUUCAUUACCAGGACCACGAAACCUCCUUUCCCAGGGCGCUCUCAGCCCAGAGACUUUCCCCGCGGUGGUGCUUUCUAGAUGCAACUUCUGCUGAUCGCUUUUACCGAAUAGACAGAUCUCAGGAACAUUUGCACUUUGUGAUGGAGAUUUCCCAAGAUGAGAUUUUUAUUCUGGACCCCGAUAUGGUAUUGUCACAGCAGGCAGGGACACCUCCCGGAAUGCCUGACCUGGUGGUGGAGCAAGCCUCAGGAGUGGCAGACUGGUGGAACCCUGCCCUUCGGAAACGCAUGCUGAGCGACAGCGGGCUGGGAAUGAUAACUCCGCAUUAUGAAGACUCAGAUUUGAGGGACCUCAGCCACUCCCGCGUGCUACAGUCACCAGUCUCUUCAGAAGAUCAUGCAAUUUUGCAGGCAGUAAUAGCUGGUGAUCUUAUGAAGCUAAUAGAAAGCUAUAAAAACGGAGGGAGUCUGCUAAUUCAGGGACCAGACCACUGUUCACUCCUUCACCAUGCAGCUAAAACCGGCAACGGGGAGAUUGUGAAAUAUAUCCUUGACCACGGACCUUCUGAGUUAUUGGAUAUGGCAGACAGCGAAACGGGUGAGACCGCACUGCACAAGGCUGCCUGCCAGCGGAACCGGGCUGUGUGCCAGCUUCUGGUGGAUGCGGGAGCAUCUCUGAGAAAGACGGACUCCAAGGGUAAGACACCUCAAGAGAGAGCACAGCAAGCUGGAGACCCAGAUUUGGCUGCUUACCUAGAAAGCCGCCAGAACUAUAAGAUCAUUGGCCACGAGGACCUGGAAACUGCUGUUUGACCCUGGUAGAUCACAAAGAGAACUUGAGCGAGCAUAUCACCUAUGCCCUCCCGGCGAUCGGGCAGCUCCCCUGGAAGAAGCUGAUGGAAUCCAUAAAUCUGUCUCUCUCCUGCAAGAAUCAAUCUGAUACCAUGUCACCAGUUGUUAAGGGCUACCAAGACGUCCAACAGAACAUGAUAGCCCACCGAGGAAGAGGCAGGAUACCUGGAGAUUUGUGGAAUACAAGUUCCACGAAAUUUGAUCCUUAUUGCUUCCAGCAAGUAGCAUGAACUUCUGUGUUCACCUGUAUAAUUUAUUUUCAAGAUUCAAAGGAUGUUCGUAUACAUGGCACUGCUCCCGCCUCCCCCUGUGCAUUCAUGACUCCCCUGUACCACACAAUUCUACUGUAACUGCUCACCAUUCGAAAAAUAUGAUCUGUUCUCUUUACAUUCAGUCUUUGAAGACCACAAGACCAUCUGAAGGUCUUUGAAAACCCUCUGGAUGUCCUGCAGAAACACAACUGUAAAGCUGCUUCCAUUUCCCAGAUGAAAUACACCAAGACUAUUAGUGACUUUUUGCAUGUUCCCUCCCUCCCACCCAACCACCCACCCAACCCCUUAUCAUUAACUAGGAGCUGGGACGUGCCACAUGGAUAAUGUCAACUUGUGUGCUCUUAUCUCUGAGGUAUGGUGAGGUGGCAUGGGAGGGAACCCAGGGGCCGGCCCGGGGUUGUGGGGCUGUUGCUGAUAGCCCCGAGGACUGGUUCAGCUUGGGCUGUUUGCACAGCUCCGUACUGCCUACGUGUAGCCAUCUUUGCCUUUUGCCGCAAUAGAGACGAGCGAAGGAUUAAACGAAGGCCCAUGGCUGGUUUGCAGAACCACUGGAUUUUUAAGUGCAGUUGAAGUUGCCCGAGCAGAAAACCAUGUGCAAGAGCUGCGAUAACAGGAAACGGAGCACUGUGACAGCGUUUACGUGUAGACUUUCUUGAGUGAUAAGAGAAAGCAGGCUAAUUGACUUGAAAUGAAACAGCCAAUGCAAAAGUAGCAACAUGUUGAGUCAAAAUAACUCACUUAAGCAAGAAAACGGUCACUGGAAUAUUGCACAGAGGCUAAUAAGUAUAGACUCUUAGGUGCAGUGGUGGAAGGGGGGGCCAUUUUAGCUUUUUCUUCUAAGGUUUUGGUUUUCAUUACCCCCAAGUAAGCCUUGUCCCAAGGAUAAAGCCUUGUUUUAUGAGUUCCACUGCCAGAUUUCCAGGAUGGCUGGAUCUUUCUGAUGGAUGCCUCACCUUUUACUUGUCCAGUCCCAGGUUAUGCUUGAUAGCACUACAGCCCCAUUUCUCCUGUACGGGGUAGUCUAAUAUAUUCUCUUCUCUGUUUUCCUUGCUGGAAAAUUCUUAGUACAAACUGCUGUGGGAGCCUAGCCAGAAAUAUGUCUCUAAAAUUGGAAUUGCAACUUCUCAUCCUGCCACAGAUCCGUUGGUCCACACAGGUCCCUCUACUGGGGAUUCUGUGAUAACUACGAUAGCAAGAGAAAAGUCUAACUUUCAGUGAAGCUAUCUAUUCGACUUGGGUGUAAGUGAGAAAUGAAAGCGGGUGAUUAAGGGUUGUUUCAGACUAAAACCGAUGUCUUCUGAGCUUUCUUCCAUUUUGCUCUUAGACACAAGCAAAGUGCUUCUCUGGUGUUUCUGCAUGUGAACGUAUAAAUGAUGGUUUUUCUACCUUUACUGAAAAGGUCCAGUGGUGACGCAUUGCUUAUCUGAAUUUCGUCUGGUCACAUAACAUUUUGAAAGGACAGCUAUGAAUACUGGAUUAAGUAGGAGUAGCUUCUCAGUGGAUGGGAACGUCGUUCCAAAGUCAAAUCGUUGGUGUUGUUUCCAGCUGUGGGAGAAGAGGUUGGUCAUGAGUAAUCUGUUGUCAUCUAACAGUCUUAGUAAUGGAAUUAUCUGUUGGGUUUUAUGGUGAAGGGAAGGAGGACUGCAGUAGGUUGUUUCCAGAAGCUGGAAAAAAUAUGCUCCAGGAGAUUUUCAUCACUGGGCUUCAUCUGGGAGUUUUUCAGUUGGUGGCACCAUCAAAGAGAUGUUGUGAUGACAGAAAUAUAAUCUCUAAAACCGACUGGAGUCUGGCCUUGAAUGGUGCCUUCCAUUCCCUAGAUUUAGCCAAACAGUCGACCACACCAUCGGUUACCCAGCUGCCAUUUCUGGGAUGAAGGACUAUUUUCACCAACUACCAUCUCACAUUUCUUUGUGAUGCUUCAAAGCAGGCCAGAGAAAAUUGAGGGUAUAGAUGGCUAUGGGCCAAUUCAAAUAGGUCCAACUGAAGUCACAAGUAUAUUCCUGGUAUGAAAGUAGAUUAGCUAAUGAUUACUGUAGGAGUUCUGGUACAUUUGAAAAUAAUUCCAAGCCAAAAAAAAAAGCUCUAUGUUGUUGAUGGGAAGCAUACAACCAAGGCAAAUAACUCUUUGAAAAAGCAAAUGCCCUCAGGACUUGGGUUUUCCAAGAAAAGAACAUCAAAAAUGAGCAGAACAGUUAUAUAUUCAAUGGAUUUGAUAUUAAACCUACCUCCUGUAGCAUUUUUAAAAAUUGAUCUCUGCGUGUGACAGUCCUGGGCUUUAGAAAGGCCAUAUGUUCCAGCAGUUUCCAGCUCAGCCUAAGUAUAUCUUCUCACCUUUAAUGGGCCAUCAGAAAGUAUAGAAGCAAACGGUCUGGCCCUGGUCUUUAAACCCACAUGCAUUUAAUUUAAAAUACAUAAAACUAUAUACUUAUAGAAAUAGCAAUUUCUACAAAACCUCCUGAGACAGUACUGGAGAGAGGCUGCCUUAGCUGGCAUUCAUUCCUCUGUGUUUGGCUCAGAAGAGCCCCUCACGUGGUGGUGCUUUCUGCUCUGGGAUUCCAUUUUUAGGUUAGGCUGACAGGAAGGGGUAUGAGAAAUGGCGAGUUAUUACAAGACAACAUCAUAGAACCCUGAAGGUAGUCAUUUUUGAGGCUGUAGAUUCCAGUCGUACACAUUUAAUGAAAUAGAACCCAGCUAAGCUGUGCUUUAUCACAUUCAAGGACUUGAUAAAAAACAGAAGCCAAGAAGGAAAUAAACACCAUGGCUGCGAAUUUCACUUGGAGAGUUCUGGUUACCUCUUGUGGAGGCUUUAACUUAAAACCAAUGCAAUUUCUGAAAAAGAGAUCUUAGCUGGCAAGUGCACAGCCAUGAAGUUAGCGACAGCUGAUGGGAAACCUCGCCCACCCCGUGGCUCCCUAGGCCAUCAUGGGAGCUGGCCCUAGCGCUUAGGCAGAUCUUUUUGCAUUGAGAGAUACUCAGCAGGUAGCUUUUGUUUGGACCUCAUAACCAUUUCUUUGCCUAAAGUGUUUCUGAAAUGUAUUUACCAGACUUCUCAUAAUCUCCAUGUUUUAAAAUAUGUGGGGCAGCAAUUUUAAGUUUUUAUGGGUCUCUUUUAUUUAAAUUGUUUAAUUUUAUUUAGAUCUAAUUUGUAGAAGUCAAACAUGCUUUUUAUCAGAAGUUCGAAUAGCACAGAUGAGAAUCACGGGCAAGGUCAAGGUGUUCCUCUGUGCUGGUGUAGUGUCCUCAGCCCCCUCCCCAGAGAUAAGUGGCGUUAACACCAAUAAACAUUGUCGCUUGUAUGUUGUCAGAAAUACUGUGUACGCAAGCCCCCCCCCCCCACGUAUAGAAAUAUAUUUAUUUGUAUAUGUGUGUGUAUAUCUGUACUAUACACACGCUAUUGCAUAGGCUUAUAAUAGAACAUUUUAGAAGCAUGUUAAUCAUCUCUGUGUAUAGUUAACACCAACAGGCAAAGACAGGCUAACAGAAAAUUCUCAUUUAUUCUUUGUUGUUUUUACCGUUGCUAAGCUUAGUUCUUUUACUGCAGCACUCCAGCUACACAUGGCAUUUGCUGUGUGUCAUAAAAUCCAUGACCAAGAGGUCUUAUAAUGGUUUAUGUUACCUUAUGUGAAGCAUGCAACCUACGUGAGCCCAGAGCCUUGUCUGCGCUAUUUUUGGAUCUCACAUGGAGAGUUUCUUUCUCUGUCCUGCUCACUCCCCUUACCAAGGCUGAGUUUGCAGGGCUAAUAACACUCCAUACACUUCCUGAUGAUAUUUAAUUAGGGCCAGCUACUGACAGGAAGGUGUAGUAACUUGGAUAUGGGCUGGGGUCUGAAGAGCUUGGCUUCCUUCCAGUAGGAGUAGCUAAUGAAAUCACUGAAAACAGUGUGAUCUUUUACUCAAUUAUGCUGUUUAAAAAUAAAAUAGAUCAUUGUUGAAAAGACUCCUCAUAGCCAUCAAAUAAAACUAACUGCUCUACUUAAAUGGAUUAUCUUCAUUUUAGCUAAGAAAAAAAGUAGAACAUCUAUUAAAUGAGAAGACUUUUCUAACUAACCUUUAGCACUUAUUUGUGUAAAAUAGUCUCUGUCCAGGUCUCCCUAGAACCUUCUCUUAAUCUCUCUACUUUCUCAUUCUCUGAAUUCCAUAUUCAGCUGACUGGUGUAGUUUUUUCUCUGCCGAGCCUCUCAGAUUGACUUUGGCCCCAACCCUUUCUGCGACCAGGUCAUCAUCCACCUCUGGUCCCUCCAAUUUUUCUGACCAUGGCAGUAGUCCUCCUGGACUUUCCGCCACUACCUUCGUAAUUUUGUCAUACAGCUGCCCAGAUUUUCCCCAGGCAUUAGGCUCAAAAUGGAUCAAAAUGAAAUGACCCUCUGGGACAAGUAUCCAUUUUGCCUGAAGGACAAAUAGAUGUCCACUGACCUUGAUUACCUUACAGAGUUACAACAAGCCUUAUUCUGAAAAGUCAUCUGCCACAGAGGUUUAGCACACGUCUGUCUUGGCGUCCUCAGUCAUGGCAGCUUCUUCCACAUCUGGUGAUGUAAACCAUGUGCUCCCCGAAGUUACCUAGAUGACUGGAUUAUAUACGUGUUAACCCCUACUGGCCACCUGUGGAUUUUUAGGCCGUCUCCCCACAGUUUAGUGAGAAACCUAAAUACAGGAACUAAGCAAGGAGUAGUGCCCUUGGACAACCCACUCUCCCAGGACACAUAGCAGUGACCUGGUCUCAAAAAGAAAGCAGAAAAAAAUGAUUCUUAGGCUGUGGAGGCAUUGUCUUUUAAAGCAGAGAUUUGAAUAUUGAAUAAUAUCCUCAUGGUAGACAGAUUCCAGAGUCUUUAUAUGUCUUCAGGCAUCCUGCGGGCAACCAUAAGUUCAUGAGCCAAUCAUACCUUUGGGUAUUUAAUCAUUUAUUUCAAAAAUAUAUUUAUCCCUUACUCUGAUGCAAGCAGCUUGCUAAGGAUCUAAGAAUCAAUGAGAGAGCCCAACCUCUUGAGUCCAUGGAGCUGGCGGCCUAGGAGAAAAGACGGAUUCCCAUGUGAUCAGUUGGGCAUGGAAGAAGCACAGGGUGCCAGGAAAGCACGCAAUGGGGUGUCCAUCAGGCCUUUAUUGUGCCUGUCACUCUUCAGCCCGCAAGAUUUUAGUUUUAUGAAAUACGAAAUGAGAAUAUGAAGGGGAUGAUAUUUUGCAUUUCCUUUUCCUUCGAGUCUUGGUAGUGUUCUUAAAAAUGUAUUUGCGACCAAGACUUUCAGAUGAGACAGAAACACUACCGAAAUGACAGCUAAAACUCAUGCUAUUUCUCAAGAAUGAAACUAGAAGCAAUAGGCAAAAUUGGCAGUGGGUUUCGACCUAAAUACAAAAAUCAAGUAAAAACCGUCAAACAGUGGAGUGGACACCCUGGUGGAAUUACACACUUCUGGACCCUGGGACUGUUUGAACACUACUUGACCACCUGGAGGGAUGAUGCUGUGAUUAGGAACGUUUAUCGAAGGGGCUGGAAUCAGAUUCUGUGAGUUGUUAAAAGUUUUAUUUUUAAUGUGGAUGGCAGGAUUUCAGUCUUAAAAUUUAUGAAAGUCUUGAUUUUAAUCUUUAAAACACCAUUUUGAGAGGGAAGGUCUUGGAGAGAAUGACUUUUAGUUAUCAUUAAAAAAUUUUAAACCAACUAAGCAUGAAUUUAAGAGCUAGUGAAAAGAAAACAUAUUACGAUGUCUAACUCCAGAAUACUUCUGGAAGCGUCAUGGAUUUUGAUACAUGUUCUUAGGCAUCCUUAAGUCAUCUUAGAAAUCUGUUUUACUGUCUGUCCAGUGUAAAAAACAGAAAAACAAAAAAGUGGCGUGAUUUGGUAUUCUUACAGCUAAAUGUAAUCUAUAACCGCAAAAGAAAAUUUUGCCUAAAAGAUAUUGGGAAUCCACACAAGGCAAUCAUGGAAACUCCCACUUGUUUUCGCUGUAGGCGUGAGAGCUGCAAGGGAGGGUCCACCCAUGGAAACAAGUGAUGAUUCUGAAUGUUUUCCCAAGGUUUACUGUUUAGAGCCAAAUGGCAUCUGAAAGGAGUCCCUUAAUGGUGGGAACAACUGAAACUGUCUCAUUUCUCAGUCCUUUGGUGAAACACAUGUGUCUUUUAAUAGAAAAUAGUUUAUACAACUCAAAUCUAUACCAUUUACUGUCAGUUAUACUGUUUAUUAUAAUUUCAGUAAUUUUUAAACAAAGAUCUCUAGACAUGACAGACUAACACCCUCACGGUAGAUGUUCGCUAAGUAAACAGUGUCCUGCCAUUGCCUCCAGUGCUGUUUUACGUCGUUCCGAUUUCCACAAUUUAGAAGGUGCCUCCUUGAAAAGAUAUUGACUUGGCAUCCCACAGCAAGAGUUGGGUAGAACUGAGGAAUAGGAAGUUAAAAAGUCAGAGUUUUUGCUCUCAGAGGCUUCUCAGGUUGGGUAAAUGUCCAAGGGAAAAAAAAGGGUCAAAUGUUUGGUGCCAUGGUGGACUUCAUGAAAAAAACUCAUACUGAGGGUGACUUCUGGCUUGUCUAUGGUUCUCAACAUUUAAAAAAUGUUAGUACUGUUUUCUCUCCUUGGAAGUCGCUAUUGGGAUGAUAUUUUAGAAUGCUGUACCAAAAAGUGUUGAAAGUGGGCUUGCCAUUCAAGACUCCAUUGCUCUCAUGGGUAUGGAAGCCAUAUCUGCCACACAGUCACAUGCACAGAGGUCUGAUACACCUGUGGGAAGUUCUGCACUUGAAGCAGAACGAAUAAGCAGGCCUGAGAGAUUCUCCAAUUCUGGAUCUCUUCUUUUACAGAGCACCUCUACAGGCAGAUCUGUGUAUACGUAGAAGGCAGCUAUUUGAUCUGGAAAGAGAACAAACUAAGAUUAGGAACAGGAAUGUUUGGAGGAGACAGGUGAAGUAGGACUAUGUAAUUCAAGUUCUGUAGGGCAAAUAAUUUGUGAAUUAAAGCAAGGACAGAAGAGUUCAGAACAGACAUGAAAAGGAGGUAGCUUUAUUGUUUAUAGGAUUUCUUUUUUCCUACACAUCUAUCCAGAAAAAUGGACUGGGCUUUCUAAAAAAACAAAGUGACUUUACUGCAGCUAGGGUUUCUUCCACUAUUUAAGCGAAAAUUGAACAGCCAAAUCAGUGAUCAUGAAAAAGCAAUUCCUUUAUUGUGAGGAGCUUAGACUAAAAGACUUAUGUGAUAUUUUCUAGUUUUAGAUUUCUUUGAUUUUGGACUCAAGCAGCACUGUUAGAGUCCCCACCGCCUCUCGGUUCCUGCCAUGUAGAUGGCAGGUACAGCUUUUUUUUAACAGUGUCAGUCAUUGCAAAUAUGUCCCAGGUCAUUGAGAAGCAGGUAUUUCAUGACCCUAAAACAAUUUGCUUUGCUUAUGUACACACAUACACGCGCGCACACACACACACACACACACACACACUGUCCAUUGCUAGCCAAUUCCCAAAUCUCCCAAGUAGAGUAGGUGUUUCUACUAAGGCAGAGCAGGCUCAGGUUCAGGAAUUAAAGAGGAAAAAAGGAUCUAGUGUUCAUUUUCUUUCUACCCAUUUGUCAUUUGGGGUGUAUGGCUGUGGCUGGGGCCUGGACAAAUGACAGAUCUCUGUUUUCUGGUGAAGAGCCAUAGAGGCAUUUUUUAAAUGACUUAUGGUCAUUAAGUAGGACUUAACCUUGUAUUGCUAGACUAAUGUUGCUACAAUGUUUGUGGACUAUAGGUUUAAUAGCCCAUCCCCCCUUCCAUAAUAAGAAGACCUGAAUUCUUGGAUUUCAGGUUGGCUGGAUGGGAGUCACUCUUGAGAUAAUCUUUAAAAAUAGACCAUUAUCUGGAGUUUUGCUGAGAAAAUGCCCCCCACCCCCACCCCGUCCCGGCUUCCCCUUCUUCCCCACCUUGUCUUUGCUCCUGGCUUGGGAAGGGAAAGGAAGAGCAGAGAGUUAAUGGGAAAGGAAAAAGAUUCUCAAGAGCAGUACAAUAAUAAGGCUCUAGUCUUCACACAAAUUGCCAUGGCAACCCACAAAUAAAUAAUAUAUACUCUCAGUAAACUUUGAUCCUCAUGAAAAGCAAAUCCAGAAGAUGUAGAAAAAAAUUGAACUUGUUCAAAGUGGCUUCGAGGAAUAUCAUGAAAUUUUCAAUCUAUGCAGCUUAGAAGAAUUAUGUGUGGAAUUUAGGGGAAGAGACAGUUCUAGAAAGAGCUUUCUAAUAGAGCUUUCCUAAGGAUUAGGUUGUUUUUGGAAGGAGUUUCUCUAAGUGCUCAUAGGAGGUUAGAUCUGUCCAUAGGUUUGUGAUUGUCUAUGGUAAAAUUUGCGAGAAAUAAGGACAAUUUAGGGUUUUUUCAUAAAUCUAAAUAUAUUCAACCCUUAAAAAUUUAAAGACAAACUUUUUUUUAUCUUGGGGUUUACAUGUAACCUUAAAAUUAUAGAGAUAGGAGAUGUUUACAAAUUGUCUUUACUUAUAAAAGUAAACCAGUGACAGCUGUAAAUUGGUUUACUCUAUAUUUUGUUUUAAAUUUAUGGGUAACUCUGAGAUAUGUUGGUGAGAUUGGUCAUUUUUAAGAUACUAUCUGGCUUUGAUAUUUACUGUACCUUGUAUAAUGAAACCAAAUGGUUCCUAACCUUUUGGGUCUUAUUAGCACUAAAAUUUUUCAUUCACUGACCUCCAUCCCUUCUUGGUUGGACUGAGGUUCUGACCACAUGCAUAAUUUUCAUCACAAUUAGAAUUCAGAUCGAUGUUUGCUCACAUUCUGAUUGUGGGCUGGGAAGUGUGGGUUUCUUGCCAUCCUGGGAAAUGAGUUUCAGAACUUUGACAGACAAAAUAUUCUAGCACAAUAGAAUAUUUUGCGAAGCACAUCUUUGAAAUUUAUAGUCCAGUUAGUUUCAGUAAAGGUUAGCUAGGCUGGGUUCUUAUUUAUUUAUUUAUUACAAAUGGUUACGCGGCAACCGCGAAUCUGAGUAUUAUAUGGAUCGUAGCUGAUUGAAAGUGGGGAAAACCAUUCCUGUAGAGAGUUCAGGAAUAGAGGACAAUGUCCAUUCCCUAAGAAUGAAUAUAUUUCAUUUCAUUUGAUUUCUGAGUGGGAAAAGAUUCUUGGGCAUCCAGAGUACCCUUGGCUGUGGGUAAUUCACUCUCAAAGGCUACAUCUGUAUGAAGAGUUGCAGUCACAUUAUAAAGGGCUCUUUCAUGAUUUCUGAAAUCACAUCCCAGAGCCAUGCUUUUGCAAAGCUGCCAGCUGGCAGGUGGAAUCCCCCCCAAAAAAGUAGCAGCUGUGGCAGUAGGUUGAUGAAGUUUUAUUUCCAGGUGAAGUGGGAUCCAGAUCAUAUGAA